AUGGCAGCUUCUCAGGGACUGUUGACAUUCCAGGAUGUAGUCAUAGAAUUUUCCCAGGAUAAGUGGGAAUUUCUGGACAGCACUCAAUGGGAAUUGUACAGGGAUGUGAUGUUAGAGAACUACAAAAACGUGGUCUCCUUGGGUCCUGUCUCUAAGCCAGACCUGGUCACCUUUAUGGAGCAAAAGAAGGGUCCCUGGGAUGUGAAGGGAAUGGAGACAAUAGCCAUACACCCAGGAACUGGGGACCCCACCCAGGUGGAGGAUGGUGACUUCAGGCUAAGCAUAAGAUUCCUGGGGCACCACCCUGUUUCCUCACCACCAACCAACCAGAAGAAAGUCACACACCCUGCAGCCCUCACCCCAUAUUUUGCCUAUAAAAACUUCUCCCUGAAAACCAUGGGGGAAUUUGGGGUUUUUUACAGCACAAGCCACCUGUUCUCUUUGCUUAGCCCUGCAAUAAACCUUUCUCUGCUCAAAAAAAGAAAAAAUUACCAUCAACAUACCAAAGAAAUGAAUUGCAUCUAUGAUUCAAGAAGAGGAUGCCAUUAA
Molecule: messenger RNA, 549 nt
Organism: Orcinus orca (killer whale)
Lineage: Eukaryota; Metazoa; Chordata; Mammalia; Artiodactyla; Delphinidae
Product: zinc finger protein 813-like
Exons: 1
Coding region: 1-549 (182 amino acids)
Biological process (GO): regulation of DNA-templated transcription
Source: RefSeq, a predicted model, not a curated record